AAAGAAAGCCUGGACCUUUUGAGAUCUGAAGGGAACUCACUUAGCUCAUCAUAUUUCCGUCCGAAACUCUCUUUCCUCCAUCAGCACCAUGAGUCUGGAGUUUGAACUGUGCCCCAAAAGAAUGAUCGGGGGCUCGCAUCCAUGCUUCAUCAUUGCUGAAAUUGGACAAAACCACCAGGGCGAUAUUAAUAUUGCCAAGAAAAUGAUCAAGAUGGCAAAGGACUGUGGUGCAGAUUGUGCCAAAUUCCAGAAAAGUGAAUUAGAGUACAAGUUCAGCAAGCCGGCUCUGGAGCGGCUUUACACCUCCAAGCACUCCUGGGGGAGAACAUACGGGGAGCACAAGCGUCACUUGGAGUUCAGCCACGAUCAGUACCGGGAGCUGAAGCAGUACGCCUCAGAGGUGGGGAUUUUCCUCACCGCCUCCGGCAUGGACGAGAAAGCUGUGGAGUUCCUUGAUGAACUGGAUGUGCCUUUCUUCAAAGUUGCCUCCUGCGAUGCCAACAACUUCCCCUAUCUGGAGAAAACGGCACAAAAAGGCCGUCCCAUGGUGGUGUCCACCGGGAUGCAGUCCAUGGACACGGUGCGCCGGGUGUACUCCACUGUGAAGAAGUACAACCCAAAGUUCACCCUCCUGCAGUGCACGAGCACGUACCCGCUGGACCCCGCAGAUGUCCACCUCAGCGUGAUCAAGAAUUACCAAAAAGAAUUCCCAGAUAUCCCUAUUGGAUAUUCUGGACAUGAACAGGGGCUCUACAUCACUGUGGCUGCUGUAGCCAUGGGAGCCAAAGUGGUGGAGCGCCAUGUGACGCUGGAUAAGACCUGGAAGGGAAACGACCACGAGGCUUCCCUGGAACCAACCGAGCUGGCAGAGCUGGUCAAAGCAAUCCGACUGGUCGAGUUGGCAAUGGGAUCUCCUGCCAAGAUGAUGUUACCAAGCGAAAAAGGCUGCCACGACAAGUUGGGAAAGUCAGUGGUGGCGAAUAAGAAGAUCGCCAAAGACACCGUACUGAGCCUGGACAUGUUUGCAGUGAAAGUUGGCGAACCAAAGGGCAUCGCUCCAGAGAAUAUGAAUCAGCUUGUGGGGAAGAAGAUCAAAGUGGAUGUUGAGUAUGAUGACAGCAUCUUGGAGAACAUGAUUGAAUAAGGGUCCUCCACAAAAGCUGCCAGAGAGAAGCUAGUGGAUGAGAUGAUGUCAGAUUUAACAAUGGUGAUAUGAUCUGAGGGAGGAAAUGUUUUAUUUUUUAUUUUUUUCUGUAGUGAUUGGAAGCAAAAAGAGAAAAAAAAAAUUAAAGCAAAAUAAGGCACAAAUUAUGGGGAGAAAAUAGGAGAGCGAAAAAAAAUGAAACAGGAAAUGUGAAAAGUUUAUGUGCAAAGACACCAUAAUGAUCGCUUUUUAGGCUUUGUUUACAUGAAAUGUAAAUACAGCCUUCCUCCAUGUGUGCUUUGUUGAUUAUGUAAACUUGAAAACAAAAUGUGCUUUCACUGUUAAGUGGAGCAAAUGGUUGAACUGUGGUAUGAUGGCAGUAAUGCACAUGUAUGCAAAUAGUUCGUGAGUGGCAGCUGUGUUUGCUUUCUUACUAUAAAGGGCAAUUGUUUGACCCUACCUUACGCCCCUGCAAUAAUGACUGUGCAGUGGGGUUAUAUAUGUCAACUAAUUAUGCUAUUUAUAUACAACUGCUUUUGUGGGGAAUGUAAUUGUCAAAUGAUUUAUUAAGUUUUAAAUAAAAGAGGUCUA
This is a messenger RNA of Salarias fasciatus (jewelled blenny), 1735 nucleotides long. RefSeq names its product sialic acid synthase-like. Bases 89 to 1144 code for a protein of 351 amino acids. Lineage: Eukaryota; Metazoa; Chordata; Actinopteri; Blenniiformes; Blenniidae. Gene Ontology annotation, molecular function: N-acylneuraminate-9-phosphate synthase activity. The record is from RefSeq and is a predicted model, not a curated record. The transcript has 6 exons. Gene Ontology annotation, biological process: carbohydrate biosynthetic process.